Lithohypha guttulata is the source of this 1344-nucleotide messenger RNA. RefSeq lists its product as uncharacterized. The record is from RefSeq and is a predicted model, not a curated record. Lineage: Eukaryota; Fungi; Ascomycota; Eurotiomycetes; Chaetothyriales; Trichomeriaceae. The transcript is spliced from 2 exons. The coding region runs from base 1 to 1344 and encodes 447 amino acids.
AUGCUUGACGAGAAUCUGCCCACAUACCUUAUUAAAACGACCAAAGAGAAACCGAAGACGCAUUCGACUUUGCUGUUCUCACAGUACGGGAACGAUUUCGAGCCUGCCUAUUCCCUUCGAUACCUCGACCCUGAACAGUCUGCUUCCCGAAAUAGAUAUGCCGCUGCACUAUACGAUGCAUACAAUCCAGAUGUACUCUUUGCGGAAGUGCUUCUAGUUCCAGACUGGACAAAGCCUACACUAAGUCAAGACGAAAUUAGAAGAAAUGGCGGAGUUACGCCUGCUCCGGAGCCCAUCUUACCACUUGAGUUUGCUAUCCAGCUCUACAACCCUGAUCAGCAGAUUGUGGUGAAGCAUAGGCCUGCUUCUAUAACAUCGACAGCCUCCUGGGAGUUUGAAAUACCUACGCAGACCUUUCGCACCCCUUCUCACUCUCAGCUUGACCGCGGUCAAAAUGACCCUACAAUAUCUGAGUUCACACCCAAGCUAGCGUUGAAAUGGAAGAAGGACGGAAGAUUGUCCAAGGACUUGGCUUGCUAUUUAUCAGGCAGGUCGACGAAUCCAGAUGGAAGCAAAAACAAGAACAAGGAGCCUGAUAUAACUAUAGCAAUACUGAAGAACUUGAAGGAGGUCACAAUCUACGAACCCAACAUGGCUCGGGUUGAGGUUGAAGAUCUCAAAGGAUUUGAAGUAGCUUUGCUGCUUGGCGCUGUUGUGAUUCGGGAUGUUUACUUUAACUCAAUGAAGGAGACCUUUAAUCUAGCUGGCGGUAGAAAAGGCAGCGCGACCUCUCCAGUUAAUACACCACCUGCCCUGGCGGCUUCUUCUUCAGCUCUUGCCCAUCAAUCAGCAACACAACCACAAAGCGAGAACAGGAUCCCUCCUACUGAUCCACGCACACAAUGGGAAAUUGAUCAAGAGACAGAGCGUCUUCGACGUGAAGCAGCGGCCGAGGAACGUGCACGAAGAAAACGUGAAGAAGCUGAACAGAAACAGAUACAGAAAAUGCUUGAAGAAGAGGAGAAGGAGAGGCGGCGUAGACAAGCCGAAGUCGACGCCGAAACCGAAAGACUUAAGAAAUUAUACGGACAGCAAGAUAUUCCAGCUAUUCAGACGCCACAACCUCCACAACAUCGACAUAGUGCUUCGUCAGUGUCUGGGUCAGCGUAUGAGGCACAAACAGGAUACCCAUCCGGACCUUAUAUGGCCAGCGGAGCGUCACAAUCGGCGUUAUUGCAGCCCGUCACUCCAAAGUUGAAACAGAAAUCUAGCAUAUUUGGAUUUAGGAGGCAUAGUGAUCAGGACUCCAAUAAAAUCGUGAAGAAAAAGAGUUCGGUAUGGUGA